This is a messenger RNA of Haliotis rubra (blacklip abalone), 1727 nucleotides long. Its product is annotated as endoplasmic reticulum chaperone BiP-like. The transcript is spliced from 2 exons. Lineage: Eukaryota; Metazoa; Mollusca; Gastropoda; Lepetellida; Haliotidae. The record is from RefSeq and is a predicted model, not a curated record. Bases 26 to 1057 code for a protein of 343 amino acids. Gene Ontology annotation, molecular function: misfolded protein binding; ATP-dependent protein folding chaperone; heat shock protein binding. Gene Ontology annotation, biological process: protein refolding; endoplasmic reticulum unfolded protein response; cellular response to unfolded protein. Gene Ontology annotation, cellular component: cytoplasm; endoplasmic reticulum chaperone complex; endoplasmic reticulum lumen.
UCUACACUGGCGUUAGAUCAUACAGAUGAACUAUUAUUCUGAUGCUAAUGCUAUUGUUGUGUGUUUUAACCAGGAUCUGUUUAAAUCGACUCUGAAACCCGUGAGGUCGGCCCUUGAGGAUGGGAGCCUGAAGGUGUCGGACAUCCAGGACAUCGUUCUGGUCGGCGGCUCCACCAGGAUUCCAAAGAUUCAGCAGCUGGUGAAGGAGUUCUUUAGUGGAAGGGAACCUACAAGGGGCAUCAACCCAGACGAGGCUAUAGCCUACGGAGCAGCCGUUCAGGGAGGAGUCCUCGGUACUGACGAAAACAGCAAAACUCCGGACUUGCUAAUCCUCGACGUCAAUUCCUUGAGUCUCGGCAUCGAGACAGUUGGAGGCGUCAUGUCAAAGAUCAUCAGUCGGAACACAGCCAUCCCUUCCAAGAAGACACAGCAGUUCACAACAAUAGAGGACGACCAGGAUGUGCUGGAGGUCCUUGUCUACGAAGGCGAGAGAGCCAUGACGAAGGACAACCAUAUCCUCGGGAAGUUUGAACUAAAGGGAAUUCCUCCAGCGGCCAGAGGGGACCCCCAGAUCGAUGUUACAUUUGAGAUAGACGUGAAUGGUAUAUUGACGGUCACGGCCGAGGACAUAGGAACGGGAAACAAGAAUAAUAUUGUCAUUCAGAAUGACGAAAACAGACUGUCGCCAGAAGACAUGGAAAAAAUGAUUCACGAUGCUGAGGAAUUUGCUGAAGAAGAUAAGAGAGUGAAGGAGAGGACUGACGCGAGAAAUGAUCUUGAUCAUUACGUGUAUUCUUUAAGAAACCAAAUCAACGACAAAAGUAAACUUGGAGGCAAAUUAGGCACUGGAGAUAAAUCGACGAUCGAGAAAGCUGUAGCCGCAUCUAUUAAAUGGAUGGAUAGUCACGAGGAUGCUUCAGCUGAAGACUAUCAGAAACAGAAGACGGAACUGGAGGAUGUCGUCAGGCCGAUCACGAGUAAGCUCUACGAAGCAGCCGGAGAAGAGCCUGAAGAAGAGAAAGAAGACAAGUCUUCCCACCCUCACGAAGACUUAUAACGGAGUGUUUCGAGUUAUCUCCCUUACACCUUGUUUAACGUCAUUCGGAUACACUCGUGUCAUUCCGGUUACGGAAAGGCACGAGUUUGUAUGAAAGAUGUCAGAUAAUGGUGGUGCAUUUUAGACAUUCGUCACCACUCGCCUCUUUCCGUAAACUCCAAGAAGUUGAAUAACACGAGUUGGUCACGAAAGCAUUUUAGAGUUAGUUCCUUUUAGCUGAAUGAUGCGGAAUGAUAUGUAUUCUAAUCGCUUUUUGAAAUGUUACGGUACUUUACUUAAAUGUCACGGUACUUUAUUCAAAUGACACGAUACUUUACUCAAAUAUCAUGAUAGAGGCGAAUAAGAUAUUUUCAUUAUUUAGUUAAAUCUUAAACUUAUGGACUUACCUGUUUUAUCGCAAGGAACAUCUUUACCUCUGAUCCUUCACAUCUUUCAACGACAUUUAGAAGUGAUACACAAAAAGGGAAAAUUCAAAGGUCAACUUCUGUAAAAAUGUUUCUCAUUUUACAAAAGUUGACAUCAAUAAAUUUCCCAUUCCGAUCCGUAACGUUUGAUUUAGUAGUCAUGAAUGUGUAAUGAGGAUGAAGUUACCGAAGACAAUUUCAUGCCAUUUCUUGACAAAUUACAGAUUUCAUGUUUAUUAUUGAGAGUGUCUGAUAUGAAACCAACC